GUCUUUAGAUCCGUACUCUCACCUCGCCAACGAAUCCUAUGUAGUUCAGAGGCUGUUUAUUCGUGUCCUUUUUGAUGCUAUACGCACCCCCUCCUGAUUGAGAAUAUCUGCUUCUGCGAAGUCAGUGACAAGUGCAAGAUUUGCGCCACCGUGCUCUUUUCUCAUCUAGACACGCACCUCUUUUACGAUGUUGCGGUUUAUUUUCAGACGGUCGCCGCCGCUUCGCAUUGGUACGAUUUGUGCAUGCCUUUCGACUCUCGAAAGCUCUCCGGGCAUGUUCCACUGGUCCAUCGUCGUACCGAUCAGCCAGAAUGAUGUUAUUAGCUUUGAUGCCGUGUAUGGGUUGACUGCGGCAGGUAUGCAAUGGCAUUUUCGUAAUCAAAGAUACACUCUACGCCAGUCACCCAGUGCUAUAGUUGUAGUAAGGAUCGGUGGCAUCACGGCGGAGAAUAGGUUGAGCACUUUGUCUGAAAUCUUAGAAAACGUUCCUAUGGACUCAGCUCCUGAAGAUGCCGAUUUGAAUUUUGACUGCGUCGCAUGGUUUCGACAUGCGGUGCGCACACUGCAUGCCAAAGGCUUCAUCAACUGUUCAGAUCCUAUCGCUCUACACAAGGAACUUCAAGCACUCGCGCUGGCGCAGGAACCAAAGACGAGAAGAGGGAAGGGGUAUAAGUACCACAUCUCAUCUGUUUCUACCUAAAGCUUUCGGAUGUUUAUUGUAUAUAUCCCACAGGCCGUUGUAUGUAUAUAUGCGGGUCUCAAAUAUCAAUAUACCGAACCAGAGAUCCAGUCUAGAACGCCGGGUUCACAUGCACUGAACCAUGUUCAAUGACGACUAGCCGCUACCGUUAGGGGGCUGACCGGUGAUAGUACAUAUCAACAUAAGGCUUUCUUCCUCUACUCCGUUUCCGUAUUUCGCCUUCUUCCUCAACAUCCUCCACCUCAACUACAAGCAGCUCAGCAUGAUUCCUGUUCUCACUCAUUAACCUCCUUUUCUCUUCUUCCUACGCAAUCUCCUUACAGACAUCGCAGACUCAGAGUUCAUAGAAAUUAUUCCGCUCUUCCUCAUAACUUUGGUCUAUGUCGUCACCGUUAACUUCCUGCAGGGUCUUCUGUUUGACACAACUUUCAAGUUCCUCAAGUGUAGAUCGAGUCAUCCUCAACGGGUUGCUUUGAAGACAUUAAAAGCCUGUCCUAUGUUUGCUGAUAUUAAUCUGUAUGCGGCUGCCACUCACAAUACACAGUUCCAUACAUC
Somion occarium is the source of this 1255-nucleotide messenger RNA. The record is from the annotation of a GenBank genome assembly. NCBI's taxonomy places the organism in Eukaryota, Fungi, Basidiomycota, Agaricomycetes, Polyporales, Cerrenaceae.